This is a messenger RNA of Pieris macdunnoughi, 393 nucleotides long. The record is from the annotation of a GenBank genome assembly. Lineage: Eukaryota; Metazoa; Arthropoda; Insecta; Lepidoptera; Pieridae.
AUGUAUUUUAUUUCUAACGUUGUGAAAGUGACCAUUCCCAACUACCUAGCUGGCUUGCCUAUCCCGGAUUCCUUCGGUGGAUGGUUUCGCCUAAGCUUCCGUGACUGGUUGGCUUUGGUGCCACCAACAUUAGCCAUUGGUGGAAUCUCUUAUGUUUCCUAUCAAACAGUAAAAAAAGCAAGAGAGGCUGGACAAAUCAACCAUCUAAUUAGAAAGGAUUUGAAUAAAGUAGUUGAUUUCAUUGAUAUUGAAGACAUUACUGAAAAAGCUUCCUUAUGUAGAUGCUGGAAAAGCAAAAAUUGGCCAUACUGUGAUGGUGCUCAUGGUUCCCAUAACAAGGAAACCUGUGAUAAUGUUGGCCCAGUAGUUGUCCGACACAAGCAACAGCAAUGA